Molecule: messenger RNA, 1136 nt
Organism: Gastrolobium bilobum
Lineage: Eukaryota; Viridiplantae; Streptophyta; Magnoliopsida; Fabales; Fabaceae
Product: GDSL esterase/lipase At5g33370-like
Exons: 5
Coding region: 1-1110 (369 amino acids)
Molecular function (GO): hydrolase activity, acting on ester bonds
Source: RefSeq, a predicted model, not a curated record
AUGGAUGAACACAACAGAAGAAUCAUUUCUUCUACAUUUAUAUUUUUAUGUGUGUUGAUCACAUGGAGCAUUGCUACUCCACAAGCUGAGGCACGAGCCUUUUUCGUUUUUGGUGAUUCACUUGUGGACAAUGGCAACAAUAACUACCUAGCCACCACAGCGCGUGCAGACGCAUAUCCUUAUGGCAUUGAUUCACCAGCUCAUAGAGCCUCUGGUCGUUUCUCCAAUGGCCUCAACAUUCCUGACCUUAUCAGUGAGAAAAUUGGCUCAGAACCCACAUUGCCAUAUUUGAGUCCAGAGCUUGAUGGCGAGAGGCUACUUGUUGGUGCCAACUUUGCUUCUGCUGGAAUUGGAAUUCUCAACGACACUGGAGUUCAGUUUAUAAAUAUAAUUCGAAUUAGGACCCAAUUGGAGUACUUUAAACAGUAUCAGCGGAGGGUAAGUGCGCUAAUAGGAGAAAACCAGGCUCAAAAUUUAGUGAAGCAAGCAUUGGUACUCAUAACCUUAGGUGGCAAUGAUUUUGUCAACAACUAUUACUUGGUUCCCUUCUCUGCCAGAUCUCGCCAAUUUGCUCUUCCAGACUACGUUGUCUUCCUCAUUUCUGAGUAUCGCAAAAUUCUUGAGAGUCUCUAUGAAUUAGGAGCACGACGGAUUAUGGUCACAGGCACGGGACCAUUAGGUUGUGUCCCAGCAGAAUUGGCAUUGCAUAGUAGAAACGGGGAAUGUGCUACGGAACUUCAAAGUGCUGUUAACUUGUUCAAUCCUCAACUUGUUCAACUAGUGAACCAGCUCAAUACUGAAAUUGGUUCUGAUGUCUUCAUUUAUGCUAAUGCCUUCGAAAUGCACUUGGAUUUCAUUGGUGAUCCACAAGCAUAUGGGUUUGUUACAUCAAAAGUAGCAUGCUGUGGUCAAGGAGCAUUCAAUGGAUUUGGACUCUGCACCCCAGCUUCUAACUUGUGUCCAAACAGGGAUCUAUAUGCAUUUUGGGACGGCUUCCAUCCAUCUGAGAGAGCAAAUAGAUUGAUUGUAGACAAAUUCAUGAUUGCAUCCACCGAAUACAUGCACCCAAUGAACCUUAGUACAAUUAUGGCUUUAGAUUCUAGGACCUAAUGCCUCAUUCUUAUGGGGUCAUCGUC